AUGAGAGCAGAGACAUUAUUUUUAUUCUUUUUUUGGGGGACUGUUGGAGUUCCAAUUAAUUAUGACAAAACUACAGAGUGCUACAAGACUUGCGCCUUCUAUUUCCCCACUGAAUGGAUUCCCUACUGUUUGACGCACUUUUGCGAGGAAGAGUUGAAUGAUCAUUUUGCUGACGAGAGUAGCUAUCAGUAUUCCUCUUAUGAUUCCAGUUAUGAAGGCUAUUAUCCGGAAACAACUACCAGCACAUUCACGUCGACAACUACUUCCACGACUUCCACUUCCACGACCUCUACUUCUACGACCUCUACAUCUACGACAACAACCUCUGAGGACCUCUCCUACUACGAUGGUUACAAUUAUCCAUCUUACAACUUCGAAAAUCGCGUUGAAAAUAGCAACAGCUUCACCACUACUUCGACUUCUUCAACUACAACCUCCACAACUGAAAAUUAUGACGACAUAAUUUAUGAUAUUUAUGAGUACUACAACGAUCCGAAUUACGAAUCCUAUUAUCGAAACGCUGAUAACGACUGGGAUUGGUAUUUUGAUGGGUAUUCUGACUCUUAUUCGGACUGGUAUUCGGACUGGUAUUCUAACAGUCAUUCGGACUGGUAUGACGAUUGGGAAUCGAAUUGGGAAUACCCUACUUCUACGACCAUAUCAACAACUACCGGUGAACUAGAGGGAUAUGACGAUUGCGAUUCGAUAAUAGGAACUGAAGAAUGGUAUGAUUGCAUCCGACCAUCUGAAGCAUCGACAACUACGGAAAGUCCCUUCGUAGCUUCUUUCGAAUCUAAUUUCAACUUUCAUCAAUGUGGCAUUUCUACAUCCCUUUUGGAACAAGCAGCAGGAGAGUCUGGAGGAGCACUGGUGAGCAUUCACGACCCACCAAGUGGAAUUGAAGUGAUCGAAAUCGGGAACGUCAUCAUCAACGGAAAGGACGUUGAAGAUCCAACGAUGUUUCCUUGGAUGGCAGCUUUGAGAACCAACAGCGGUUUUCACUUCUGUGGCGGGGCAAUUAUCGGCGCGCGUUGGAUUCUAACUGCGGCGCACUGCCAGUUCGACAAGGAUACGUCUGUUGUGGUAACAGGCACGCUGGAACGAUCGAACGAUGGGUUAAAGACUGUUUCUGAAGCUGAUGCUGUGUUUGAUCAUCCACAGGCAGAUACGACUCCGUAUGGAACCUGGAAGCACGACAUCACUCUUAUCUACUUGAAGACGGAACUUGUCUUUUCUGACUUUGAGCAACCAGUCUGUCUUCCGAAUCCUUACGAGAGCUUUGCCGGGCAAGCCUGUCAUUUAGCCGGCUGGGCAGGGCUCCAGUACGCAACGAUGCGAGUUGAUAGUUACUGUGGCGCUUAUCAAUCUCUUCUGACUUACGAUGAAUCUUUCUGUGCUGGCUAUCACCAGGAUAAUUCAGGCUGCAACGGCGACUCCGGAAGUGCGCUAGUGUGCCGUUCCGAUGAGUCAAGUGAAAGCUUCGUCGUCGUUGGAGUGACAAGCUGGGCUUCGGGUGCGUGCCAUGGUGAAGAACCGACAGGCUUCGCAAAUGUUGCCUUUCACAUGGACUGGAUUCGACAAGUCAUCAGCGAAAAGUGA
Molecule: messenger RNA, 1599 nt
Organism: Oikopleura dioica
Lineage: Eukaryota; Metazoa; Chordata; Appendicularia; Copelata; Oikopleuridae
Source: the annotation of a GenBank genome assembly